CUUCACUACUGCAGGGUCUGGUGGGCUUUGCUAUGAUCGACAAGCCUCAAAAUUCGGUAUACCAUGCCGUGCAUGCAUCACGCUGUGUCUCUUGGCACGGUUGAUGUCCCUGGCCCGAAGUUCGUCUCUUUUGAUCACUGUGGGCACCCAGAUGGGGGCUGUAAAUCUACGAACUCACUGCUUACUUACAACGUACGCACCUAAUCUAUGGGACUUCCGAGACCACAUGGAAAGCCUGAAGCUUGGCUCGUCGCCUAAUCGAGCUAUGCCUUGCGACUUGGGUCAAGUUCAUGCGCACCCACCACGUAUCCGCAUAUGGGUCUUGGCCAUGGCUGCGCCCAUGCCUCUGCAUAACUCAAGCCAUCGACCAGGAGAUAGGCCAGGCGCAGCAAUUCUUUCGUCGUUUCAAUCUUAUGUAUCAGAAUCCGAUGGCUGAAAGUACUCUACGGCUCCAUAUUCCUCAAGAGGUUCCGGGGAUAAAGAUGAGCUCGACCCCCUUUCAUUUUCUAUCCUGUUUCUUUAUCCACAAACAACAACACAGCUUUCUGCCUCCCUAAACAUUGUGUUCCUUUUAUCCCCUCCCUCAAAUCAAACACCUCGCUUCAUCAUGUCGAAUAACUGUACCGACAUCACCCCUGAAUGCCCUGUUGAAGACUCCGUCUAUGGCUACUUUCCCAGCAUUGGUGCCAACGCGUUCUUCUUAGGCUUCUUCGCUCUUUUUUGUGUCCUGAACUUGGGCUUGGGCUUUCGAUACAAAACAUGGUCUUACAUGGUUGCGCUAUCCUUUGGCUGCCUGACCGAAACCAUUGGAUACGUUGGCCGGAUAAUAAUGCACAGCAACCCAUACGCCGACGCCGGCUUCAUCACUCAGAUCUGUUGUCUGAUCAUUGCUCCCGCCUUCAACUCAGCAGCCGUCUACCUGACUCUCAAGCACAUCGCGCUGUGCUUCGGCCCACAGUUUUCCUUCAUCAAGCCUCGCUUCUACACCUACAUUUUCAUCGCCGCCGAUUUCCUUUCACUGCUCCUUCAGGCGGUCGGUGGAGCUCUUGCAUCAACUGCCGACACUCAGGAUCAACAGGACCUGGGAGAUAAUCUGAUGAUGGCCGGUAUCUGCUGGCAGGUAGCUGCGCUGGCAUUCUUUGCUGCCACUGCCCUCACAUAUAUCCUGCGACGAAAGAGGGGUCUCAAGAGCACUCCGCUCUCGCUCGAGGCAGCCACGACCUUGAAGGAUACUAAGUUCCGGCUGUUCGCCUUGGGCGUCGUGAUUGCCUGGCUCACCAUCUUCAUCCGAUGCGUCUAUCGUAUCAUUGAGAUGGCUGGUGGCUGGAGGAAUUCUAUCAUGCAAAACGAGACUGGCUUCAUUGUCCUUGAGGGAGUCAUGAUUGUGAUUGCGACUGCAUGUCAGACCAUCUUCCACCCGGGCUUCUGCUUUCCUCGACUCUCCUCGAAGUGGACACCAGACUACAAGCCGGUUGAGAGCAAGAAUUCUCGGGACGUCUCAAUGGAAGAUCUUCAAGCCGGCCCUGGUUAUGCUUGAAUGAAUGGUGGCUAGUAUAGACAACGGAUGGUAUAGAGGAGAGCCUAUGACAUGACUGGUGGAAUGGCGCAGGCGAACGGACUGGAAAGGUAUUGGGGAUUCCAAUUUACGCCAGAUCUGGGCCGUGCAUUUAGGAUCUCCAUUUGCUGCUUUGACGGGGACCAUGUAACGGAUUAGAUGUCUAGCACUGGAGCUACGGACCCUGCAACAGGACGAGAAGAAUCAAUUCAUCAAACAAAUA
This is a messenger RNA of Exophiala xenobiotica, 1778 nucleotides long. RefSeq lists its product as uncharacterized. Bases 608 to 1537 code for a protein of 309 amino acids. The record is from RefSeq and is a predicted model, not a curated record. The transcript is spliced from 2 exons. Gene Ontology annotation, cellular component: fungal-type vacuole; plasma membrane. Lineage: Eukaryota; Fungi; Ascomycota; Eurotiomycetes; Chaetothyriales; Herpotrichiellaceae.